This is a messenger RNA of Musa acuminata AAA Group (dessert banana), 4623 nucleotides long. RefSeq names its product homeobox protein ATH1-like. The transcript has 6 exons. Gene Ontology annotation, molecular function: RNA polymerase II cis-regulatory region sequence-specific DNA binding; DNA-binding transcription factor activity, RNA polymerase II-specific. Gene Ontology annotation, biological process: regulation of transcription by RNA polymerase II. Bases 2716 to 4455 code for a protein of 579 amino acids. The record is from RefSeq and is a predicted model, not a curated record. NCBI's taxonomy places the organism in Eukaryota, Viridiplantae, Streptophyta, Magnoliopsida, Zingiberales, Musaceae.
GUUUAUUAAGUAGGGGCGUCGCUGCCUCCCAUGCCCACAGCGUUAUUCAUCGCACCGGCAGCCCCUUGUGCCAUGUUCCUCAUUUGAUCCCCCAGUCUGCACUCACUCGAUUCCUCAAGGCAAAGUGUAGAGAGAAUUCACAGAUGGAUAAACGACUGCAAAAUGAAUAGAACAGAUGCUUCGUUCAUCGUCUCAUCCUUCUUCGGCUGCACACAAAAAGAGGAAGAGUAGAACCAACUGCAGUCUGCGAAUGACGGUGGUCUUUAACUUUCACGCACAGAGGCCUUGCAUGUCUGUGCUCUCACCUGAGCUUGGCCUGCGGCUUGCCCCAGCUGAUCCAUUUCCCCUCGGUUGCUUCCUCGAUCUGGCUAUCGAAUCACACUCAGAUGCAACGAUGCGUGGAGGAGGACCGCAGACCGGUGUUUAUAGAGCGGCGAAUCCACUUCCGGCGUCGGCGGUUGCGGGAACAGGCGAAGGAGGAGUGUACACGCGCCAUGCAUGCGUGCAUGGGGGUCGCCGAGGCAUUUGACGAGGCUCACCCUCGGCUGACGAUGAUCUGCUUCAUCAUAGGAGAAAGAAACUGUUGCUCCUCUCACCGCCUGUCAUCUGUUGAGACCAUGGCCUACCGAUGAUCAUGUUCAAGGCGUGGUGUUCUUGAUCAGAUUCAAUUAUCCGGAUGCAGCUUGACUUCCAUCUCUGGGCAAUCGUAAUUGCAACUCGCAAUAGAACCCCUGACGAAUAUACUGUACAUCUCAGAUGAUCAACAAAUCAUAUAAAGAUUCUGCCAUUCGAUCUUUCAGCUUUCAUAAGUUGGGACCGGACUCCUGGGGAUGACGCGCAUUUCGAUGCAGGAUCUGUAGUUCCGUAUGUUCCUGAUGCAGUAACAGAGUCCCCUGUAGUUCCGUAUGUUCCUCUCCCGUGACCUCUUCGAGUCUUCCCUGCAAAGGUCAGAAAAGCUGAAGCAGAUGGGGAAUCUCACAGUGUGAUUUGUGCUCUGAUGUGAAGGAUAUGUUCUUGGUUCUUUGCUCACCACUUCACAACAAUCAUGUCCAUCAUUUCCCUAAUGCAAUAGAUGUGACUCUACCUAAAUCGGAUGCGGCCACGACGAUUGACGCGUGAUGGAUCACACAUCACGUACUUGGCUGGACAUGGCUUCCAUGCGCCCACUGGUAGUAAUCUGGCGGCACUCUGCAUAAAAAGGAGGGGAAGAAGACACGCAGCACCACCAAAACCAGUUCCAAGAAGAGGACCAGGAGAACAGAAAGAAACAGUAUGCAGUGAGACAAGGAAACAGAGCAAGAUUUGGCAGUUGACGCAUCUGAGUACUCUCGAGGAGAAGACUGGUGAUUCGAUUCAACAUGAAGAAAACUGUCUUGAUUGGACGACUGAUACGUAUUUCUUGUCCUCUACUUUCUUUCGGUGGAAAUGCAAUGUGUUUGAUUUGAUCGAGACACUGAACAUGAAUUCAAUUUACUACAUUUUUGCAUGACAGAAUGACUACUUUUCGUUUAAGGUUAGAAACUUGCACCUACUAGAACUCCAUGAACCAUCACAAUGCACUUUAUGUGUUUGAUGAAAUUGCUGUACGCCAUGUUGUAGUUUGAUGUUCUACGUCCAUAUACAAGCUGAACUAUAUCGAUCUCUCAACUUGUAGAAUUAUGCUUUAUUUUGGACCGAAUUCUGAUUGCUCUCAACUUGAGUCAUUGCCUAACCCAACAUACCCUGCAACUUAGCUUCCCUGCAUCUCUAUUUUUUCCUCAUCACUGUGACCAACACUCAUCCAUGUUAUGAUAUGCUUUUCCUCCAAAAGAUAGCAACAUGUUCCUAACUCGAGCUGUAGCAUGGCAUUUCACUUGGAGAUGGCAUGAUCCCUGGCUUGUCUCGGUUUGCCUACUGGUAUUUAUUUUAUAGAACAUGACACUAAAAAUUCACUGCUUGAUCAAUUUAUUGCAAUAUCGAAUAUAUAUGUAAAUCGAAAAGUAAAGAUCAUACAAAAUCUCAGUGACUAUAGGCACCACCUGAAACUAAUAAUGCAGCACCUGUAUGAUCAUAAUGUGGGGCCUCAAUGCCUAAGAAUAGAGUUCAUAUUUAAUCGAUGUCGGCUAUGUGCCCACUAGAUUGGGCGACAUCACAGUGUUCUAUCCUUUCACGAAUAUGAUCUUCUGAUGCUGUAAACACUGGUUGGAUUCACCUUCCAUUUUUUUUUUCCUUUUUCAUGCUCAGCAUUUCUUCCUUGAGCCAAAGGAGUGGUACUCUUACUCACAGCAUUUGGUCAGAGCUGCUUCCGGAGACACCUUGGCUGAGAUGGUUGUUGCAGAGAGAAGUGGUGGAAGGGAAGACAAAGGAGUUGAGGGAAGAAUGGGGAUGGGUCCUAAAAAGCCUGCAGUAAAGGAUCUGCGAAGAAAUUGGUUGUGCCUUACCAUUAGGCAGCAGGCUAAUGCACUUCAUAUGCAUAAGGGAGCUCUAUGUCAUAGAGCAUUGAACCUUGAAUCAUAAUCUCGCACUAAAUGGAAGGAUUAUUAUGAAAGAGUUGCAGAGUAAUGCCUAUAUCCAGUAUUAUGUAACGAGAAGCACAAAUGAUCCAAGUCUUGGCAUAACAUGGGUUCUGGUAAUGAGACUAGAGAUGAGAAUUAGGUAUUGCUGAACCAAGUUUUAUAUCAAUAGGCUCCUGCUGGUUGUGUUUAAGCACUCUGCAAUUUUUAAGCUUCCUGUUAGAUGGAGAAAGAUAUUCUGAAUUCUGGCUUAUCAAUGACAGAUCAUAAUCAUGUUUCGAUGGACACAAUCGCAUCACUCUUUUUUUCAGGCUCAACAAGUCAGCCAGGUAUCAAAGAUCAAAACUUCCAUGAACAGAGAAUGAGUGGCAAUACUUUGUUUCCAUCACUGCAGGAAGAAAGCCAGAACAAUGUUUCUCCAGCAUACUAUGGUGGUUUUUUGACACCGGUUGGAUAUGCUACCAUUGAUGACUAUGUGGGGAAGAACGAACUUGAGGAGCAAACUGAAGUGCCUCUGCUAUCAUCUAUGCCACUUCAGUACAAUGUGGCUGACACAAAUGGCUUAGAGGAAGAUUUUUUGACUGUCAAUCUCUCUUCCUCUGCAUCAUUUCCAUUGCAAGAGAUGAAAAUUUCUAUGCCCAGAAACAAUUUCAACGUUUUGGCCAUGCAAAAUGUUACUGAAGUUCUAGCAUCCAAAACUGGCGGUAGCUUGAAUAAGCAAUUUGACUAUGUAAGGUAUUCUGAUGAAACUCUUAAACAUCAGGUUCCUUCUUCUACAACAAGCAUAGUUCAUCCUUCUUGUUAUAUCAAGGAAUUCUCAAAGCCUGAGUUGUGUUCGGAUAUACUUACUCCAAAAUUUCUUAGUUACUACACUCCCUCUAAUGAAUUGUCUCUUAGUCUUGGCUCCUCCAGACCUUCUAUGAGCAAAAUGCUAGAUAUCUCUGACCAGUUCUCAGAAAUUAAUUGCUCUGGAAUAGAUCAGGUGCCACCAAAGAACAGUAGAUACUGUUCUGAUGAGUUAGGAGAAUACUCUCUUGUCGUCAAUUCUUUGCAUGAUGUGCAGUUGCGAACUGGAACUGAGCUAGGAAAUGAUCAACACUGCCCUGGCAUUCAGGAGUUCUCUGCAUGCAGUGGUCCUGUUAAUCUGUAUGGGAUACUGACAUCAAGAUAUUUUAGUGUGACUCAACAAAUACUCUCUGAGGUUUCGAGCUAUAUCCAGUUAGAUGAAUCACUGAGUGGGAUUUCUUUCUCCUCUAGUUGCUCCAGUGAAAGAGGACUUGUCAUUACAAGAUCCAUGGAUUUCCAGUCUUCAUUUGGAGACAUUGAUUCCCAGGACCAUGUCGAAAAAUUGCAAGCCCUUGAAACUACCAGGGAGAAGUCUCAGCUGCUGACUAUGCUUCAAUUGGUUGACCUCAAGUAUAAGCAGUGCUUAGAAGAAGUAAACGGUGUGAUAUCUCUAUAUGAUGAUGCAACCAAAUCUGCUGUUCCUCAAUUCUCUUCUGGCUUUGCCCUUCACACAAUCAGCAUGCUCUAUAAGAACCUGAGGGAAAGAAUCACUCGCAGCAUCCUCUUGGUGAAUCAACAAAGCGAGCGCAAGGAAGGACGAGUGAGAGCCAUCGAGUCUUCUUUUCUCCAGAGACACUGGGCUCUACAGCAGGUAAGAAGGAAUGAUUGGAGACCUAAAAGAGGAUUGCCUGAAAAAUCUGUCUCGGUCUUGCGGGCAUGGAUGUUCCAAAACUUCACUCACCCGUACCCCAGUGACGGAGAGAAAAAUUUACUUGCACUAAGAAGUGGAUUGACGAGGAGCCAGGUCUCCAACUGGUUCAUAAAUGCAAGGGUUCGCUUGUGGAAGCCAAUGAUCGAGGAGAUGUACUUGGAACUCGGUAAAAGGAACGGAGGAGAAGAUGGUGCAGAGGAAGAGUGCAGAAGCCAUGAGACCACUAAAGUCAGAGAAUCCAGUUGAGCUUGAUCAAUUUUUUGUUGACCAUGUAGAACAAAUCCAGUUGUUCUAUCUGUAGCUUUUAGUUGGAUCAGGGUUCUCCAUUACUAUCUAUACUGAUAAGGUCUUGAAUCACUCAGACCUCUCUAACUGUGGCUAUCAUGCUAGCCUGAAAUUAGAGCUUUAGAUUGA